GAGUGCACUUCGACAGCGAUUUUGGGGCACUUUGUGGGAGACAUCCCCUUUGGGAGACCCAGGCCAGGCACUGGAACAGCCAACCGGAAUUGCUGGAGGAGGGACAGGUUCAGGUGGACACGUUUUGCCCGCACAACUGCGAGGUGUCCACCCCAGUCCUCGUGAGCCGCAGAGUGCCCCCCAGCGUGUCCAUCUCGCUGGUGCCAUCGAGCUCCCAGCCCGGCCCCGGCCGCCUGCUCUGCUCCGUGAUGGAUUUCUACCCUGCGCCGGUGCAGGUGAGGUGGUUCCAGGAUGGGCAGGAGCUGCCGGAGCACGUGGUGGCCUCCGACGUGGUCCCCAACGGGGACUGGAGCUGCCAGGUGCUGGUGAUGCUGGAAAUCCUCCCCCGGCGCGGGGUCACCUACAGCUGCCAGGUGGAGCACGUCAGCCUGGAGCACCCCCUCGGCCGGUACUGGGAUAUGCCCCCAGAGAUGCUGCUGGACACCACCCAUAGCAAGAUGCUGACGGGGGUCAGGGGCUUCGUGCUGGCCUUUGUCUUCCUGGCUCUGGGGCUCAGCUCCUACCUGCACCAGAAGAUCCUGAGCCAGCGGUGGCCACAGUCCCUCCCCAUGGCCUCGGACUCAGACUGGACACCCUCUGUUCCCCUGCUGAUUUUGGGGGGUGUCAUGUGUAUCCCUGUCCCCUGCUGUCACUCUGCCCCUGCCCAGCUAUUCCCAGUGUUCCCAGUUCUAGAGGAGCUGACUUGGAAAGAUGCCCUCCUUGAUCUGCUGCUUGUCCACAGAGAGGAUCUUGUGAGCAAAGUGGAGAUUGGGGCCAUCUUGGCCACAGUGACCUCAAAGUGA
Molecule: messenger RNA, 842 nt
Organism: Corapipo altera (White-ruffed manakin)
Lineage: Eukaryota; Metazoa; Chordata; Aves; Passeriformes; Pipridae
Product: class II histocompatibility antigen, B-L beta chain-like
Exons: 5
Biological process (GO): immune response; peptide antigen assembly with MHC class II protein complex; antigen processing and presentation of exogenous peptide antigen via MHC class II
Cellular component (GO): MHC class II protein complex; membrane
Molecular function (GO): MHC class II protein complex binding
Source: RefSeq, a predicted model, not a curated record